AUGUGUGGACCGUUCUGGUUUCCGCAAUUUCACUGGAGAAUGGAUGCAAAGGCUUUGGCGAAAUCGAAGAGAGCUCAUUCUCAGCAUCAUACUAAGAAGCAUAUUCCACAUCAAGCUUCCAAAGCUCCUUCAACUAGGACUAUCGGAGCAGCCUCGCCGUCCGCCAAGCAAGUUCGGGUCAAGUCCGACCGGUCUCAGUGUUCUAGCUUACUCCACUCCAAUUGGGAUCGGUAUGAGGAAGAGUUUAAUGAUUCAGGUUCUGAUAAUCUAUCCCAAGAUAGCCUGAGUAAAGUAAAGCAACUGAUGUUGUUUUUCCAAAGAGUAAAGGGGCAGAUUAUACUUACCUAAUUUCUGAGGCCAAGGCUCAGUCCCAAACACAGUUUUUUGACAGCUUUGCGGCCUUCGAUGAUUCUCUUAGUGAUUUCUAUCAGGGAGUGGGUUCUUUGCUUUCU
Molecule: messenger RNA, 452 nt
Organism: Ilex paraguariensis (yerba mate)
Lineage: Eukaryota; Viridiplantae; Streptophyta; Magnoliopsida; Aquifoliales; Aquifoliaceae
Source: the annotation of a GenBank genome assembly